AUGGAAAGUAGUCAUGAAAAUAUAGAGCAAAGGAAGUCAAGGCGUGUAUGGACCAGCUUUGAAGAAGAAUCUUUGUUGAAUGUUCUUGACGGAAUUAUUGUUGGAGGACAAUGCUGCGACACUGAAAGUUUCAAAUAUGGUACUUUAAUCAAAAUAGAGAAUGCUUUAAAUCUUUUAUGUCCCAAUUCCAAUAUGAAGGCAAGUCCACAUAUUGAGUCAAAGUUGAAGAAACUUAAGAAAGAUCAUAGAAUAAUCUAUGACAUGAUGAACAAGAGUGGAUUUGCAUGGAAUGAUAUCAAAAAGUGCAUUGAAGUUGAUAGUAAUGAAGUAUGGGAUACGUAUUUGCAGGCAAAGGGAUGGAGAAACAAGAAGUAUCCAUUAUCUGAUAGACUAGCUACCAUCUUUGGGAGUGACCGUGCUACUGGAAAUGGGGUUGAGGUCCCUGCUGAUAUGAUGGAGGAGCAGAGCAACAAUGAAGAUGGUAUAGGCCUUGUGAAUGACACAAGCCCCAUGUCAAUGAGCAAAGAUAGCACGGGACAAUCUCAGGUCAGUCAAAAAAAGAGGAAAAGAAAUUAUGAAGAUAAACUUAUGCUUGCAUUGGAUAAAUUAUUUGAAGAAUCUGGAAAAAGAAUGCAAGCAGUGACUGAUGCUAAGGAACUUAAGAAAAUGGGACUUUCUGUUCUAGACCAAAUUGAGGCAUUGAAAAUCAUUUUAGAUAAGCCCCAGAAUAUCUCUGUGUUCAUGUCCUUAGAUGAUGAAGUGAGAAAAGUGUAUGUCAAGAACUUGCUUGCGGGCACUGCUAGAGGAUCUACCUAG
Rosa chinensis is the source of this 816-nucleotide messenger RNA. RefSeq lists its product as uncharacterized. The record is from RefSeq and is a predicted model, not a curated record. Lineage: Eukaryota; Viridiplantae; Streptophyta; Magnoliopsida; Rosales; Rosaceae. The transcript has 2 exons. The coding region runs from base 1 to 816 and encodes 271 amino acids.